This is a messenger RNA of Sinocyclocheilus anshuiensis, 2251 nucleotides long. RefSeq names its product GTPase IMAP family member 8-like. Lineage: Eukaryota; Metazoa; Chordata; Actinopteri; Cypriniformes; Cyprinidae. The record is from RefSeq and is a predicted model, not a curated record. The transcript is spliced from 7 exons. Gene Ontology annotation, molecular function: GTP binding. The annotation marks the transcript as partial.
GUGAAACUCAACAUCUCUCAGAGCUGAGGAUUGUGUUAAUGGGUAACAGAAAUGUUGGGAAGAGUUCAACAAAAAACACUAUUCUGGGCAGAGAGGAGAUUGACUUCUUAACUCAUCGGUGUGUAAAGAGACAUGGAGAAGUAGCAAACAGACACAUCACUGUCAUUGAAGCUCCAGGAUGGUGGAGGAACGAAUCUGUCGAGGAGAGUCCUGAGUUACUGAAACAGGAGAUUUUGCUCAGUGUGUCUCUGUGUCCUCCAGGACCACAUGCUGUAUUACUGAUCAUACGUGCGGACUACCCAUUUACAGAGAAUAAUAGAAAAGUAUUGCAGGGGUAUGUGGAUCUUCUCUGUGAGAGAGUCUGGAGUCACACUAUAGUGCUGUUCACUCGUGGAGACUCUCUGUUAGACACAUCUAUAGAGCAGCACAUUGAGAGUGAAGGGCAGGAUCUCCAGUGGCUGCUGGACAAAUGUGGGAACAGGUAUCAUGUUCUCAACAAUCAGAACAGGAGUGACGACACUCAGAUCAAGGAGCUGCUGGAGAAGAUUGAGGAGACAGUGGCACAAAACAACGGCUGCCAUUUGGAAAUAGACAGAAAGAAUUCAGAAGUCAUAAAUCGAAGCAAGGGAUCUUCAAGAGGAAGCUUUGAAAAUGCAACAGAUAUGAGUGAUGCCCAACAUCUCUCAGAGCUGAGGAUUGUGUUAAUGGGGUAUAGAGCUGCUGGUAAGAGUUCAACAGGAAACACCAUCCUGGGCAGAGAGGAGUUUGACUUGAAGACAUCUGCUCAGUGUGUGAGGAGACAUGGAGAAGUAGCAGACAGACACAUCACUGUCAUUGAAGCUCCAGGAUGGUGGAUUGAUGAACCUGUACAGGAGAGCUCUGAGUUACUGAAACAGGAGAUUUUGCUCAGUGUGUCUCUGUGUCCUCCAGGACCACACGCUGUACUACUGAUCAUACAUGUGGACUACAUGUUUAAAGAAACUGAGAGAAAAGUACUGCAGGGGUAUCUGGAUCUUCUCGGUGAGAGAGUCUGGAGUCACACUAUAGUGCUGUUCACUCGUGGAGACUUUCUGUUAGACACAUCUAUAGAGCAGCACAUUGAGAGUGAAGGGCAGGAUCUCCAGUGGCUGCUGGACAAAUGUGGGAACAGGUAUCAUGUUCUCAACAAUCAGAACAGGAGUGACGACACUCAGAUCAAGGAGCUGCUGGAGAAGAUCGAGGAGACAGUGGCACAAAACAACGGCUGCCAUUUGGAAAUAGACAGAAAUAAUUCAGAAGUCAUAAAUCGAAGCAAGGGAUCUUCAAGAGGAAGCUUUGAAAAUGCAACAAAUAUGAUGGGUGAUGGAGAGAGCCCUUCCUUCAGUCCACUCACAAAACAAAAGAAAAGAUCACAAUACACACGUGUCUUUGAGCUUGUAAGAAAAUCUUGCAGCAUUGGAGUUCCACCAUCCAUGAGUGUUGAAGGGAAAACAGUAACUGAAAUAUUUAACAGAUGCCACACAAUUGAGCCUAUAAAAACAGCACACAGCAGGAAAGUUGGACCAUCCAUGAGUGGAGAUGAUGGAUCUGAUUCAUGGUCUCUGGGAAGUUCUGCUUAUGGUUCAUUCAGAUCACGAUCAGGAGCAGACACAGUUUUUGGAUCAUCACGUUCCAGAGAUUCGUCUCACACAAGUUAUGAGUCAGGGGCCAUAAAACGAUAUAACAGCAUUGGACUUCCACCACCCAACAUGAGUGUUAGAGGGAAAACAGUAACUGAAAAAUGUUACAGACGCCACACAACUCAGUUCACAGCAAGAUACAGAAGGAAAGUUGGACUAUCCAUUAAAAGGUCUCAGGUAAACUCUGCACAACUAGAAGCAGACAGCAGGUUUGGGUCAUCAUGCUCCAUAGUCUCCACUGGCAGCUCAGGAUAUGGAUCUUCAUGCUCCCUUCCGCAAUCUGUGGAACAGUCAGAACACAAAUGGACAAAUAGUGCGUUUAAGAUUUCAGAACUUUCAGACAAACAAGAUGAGUGUGAAGAUAUGAACUUAUAAGAAUUAAUGUAUGCAAAUGAGUUUAUAUAGCCAUCCAUUCUCCAAGCUGCAUGUUCUAUGUAGAGAUUCAGGAGCCUGUCCCAGCAUCUCAGGCCGUAGACAGGGAAACACUCUGGAUGGAUGGCCAGUUGUUUACAUAUCUUAAUCUAUAAAAUUUUUAUAUUGUACACUGUAAAAACUGUGAUUCAAUAAAGAUGCAAUACCAAACAUUUAAAAAA